Parnassius mnemosyne (clouded apollo) is the source of this 852-nucleotide messenger RNA. NCBI's taxonomy places the organism in Eukaryota, Metazoa, Arthropoda, Insecta, Lepidoptera, Papilionidae. The record is from the annotation of a GenBank genome assembly.
AUGGUAACAAUAUACAAUUUUAUAGUAUUGACCUCUGUCUUUGCGCUACAUGUGCAAGCAAUGACCGAAGAAUUUAACAUAACGAGUGAAUUAGAUGAGAACUAUGUGUCCAAAGUUUUGUCGAGGAAGAAAAGAUUUAUCAUUUUUCCCGAAGGAAGUUCCUUUCAGCUGGUAUUUUGCACGACAUAUCCAACAGUAACCAACAUUGGCGAUAUAAUAUUUUGGGGUAAUACAGCUGCACUAGCAUUUGAACUACCACAAGACCCGUACUCUCCUUUUAACCAUCGUGCUGAUCCUUUACAUAGAAGAAUGGAUACCAAAACUAUUUACUUCACAGAUUAUGAAGGAAAGGUUGUACACAAAAUGCCAUAUAAGAGAAGGCUCAUCGUGAAUCCAGCGUUUGCCAAGCGAAGCGUAGACUCGAAUUCGCAUCAAUUCAAAAACGGAGCUUCCGACGAAUUUAAAAUAGACAGGAGGCAAAUGCACGCUUCGAAACGCAAACGCGAGUUUUUGAAAGGCGAGCAGAUGGAGGCACAUAGCGUUGAAUUUCACAGGAGCAGCCGGGAUUCACUGUAUCAUAAAAUAGAGACAAUGUUACAAGGUUUCGGUAGAGACGGAAGACAAUGUUUGCUGAAAACACUGUGUUUGGUCGCGCAGACUCAGAACCAUCCUCAGGGAGAAUUCUUGCAAGAAAUCUUGAGAGCUGUAUUCACGUUACCUCAGUCUGGCGAUACCGAUGAAUAUUUGGAAGAAUACGACAUAGCAUCAAAAGCUACAGAAUCGUGCGAGAAAUUGUAUCCGGAAUGUAACGACCGCUUAGCUGACCUUAACACGCCAGCAUUUAAUUAUUGA